Molecule: messenger RNA, 777 nt
Organism: Racocetra persica
Lineage: Eukaryota; Fungi; Glomeromycota; Glomeromycetes; Diversisporales; Gigasporaceae
Source: the annotation of a GenBank genome assembly
AUUAUUACAUGUUAGACAUCAGGACUCGAGGUUCAGCAAUUUCCACAGUAAACAAAUGGUUUCCUGAUCAUCCCACAAUAAGUUCAAAUGUUGAAUCUUUUGCAUUACAAUCUUUAAAACAACUUUGUGAUGAAACUCCGCCUCCAUUAUUUGAUUAUCAUUAUCAUGUUGAUAGUAUGACAGACACAAAAAUGGUUACAGAGGAAGAAAACGAACCGUCAAAAUGGAAUAAUCACGAUGUUGAACGUCAUUUGGACUUAUUUCUUUCUCUAUGCUCAAAGAAAAGUGAACUAUUUGAUUUGUUACUUUCAAUAUACGUCAAUACACCUGAAUCAAUGCAAAUAUUAAUUCGAAAAAAUGCAUUUAAAAUGGUUGAAACAAUCGGAAUAAAUGGGUUAUUGAACCUUUUCCGUACUUUUCCAGAUGGUUCUGAAGAUUUUGUUUUGAAAAUAUUGGUGGUUUAUACGAAUAAACAAGCGACACCACCUGCUCAGUUAGUUAAUACUGCAAAAUCAGUGAUAAUGCAAAGGAAUUUGGAUGGAAGAUUUCUUUUCCCUAUAAUUGCUUUUUUUGAAAAGGGUGAAAUAAUGCGUAAUCUUCCUAAAGUGAUUGCUACUCUUGAUGCAACAGAUAAACAACGAGAUAUAGUAAAAAAAGUGUUUCGAAAAAUUUUGACACCACCACCAAGUGGUACCACACCAAUGACACCGAGCGAGUUACUGGUUUCAUUACAUCAAAUGGAUAAAGAUGGUGUAUCAUUGAAACAGUCAGUUGAAG